AUGUCCAACGUUCAGCGACCUGAUAUCACGCUAUACACCGACGCGACGCCCAAUGGCAUCAAAAUCUCCAUCGCGCUCGAGGAGCUUGGACUUCCUUAUAAGGUCGAACACAUUGACAUCUCGACCAACCGGCAAAAAGAACCAUGGUUUCUAGAAAUCAACCCUAAUGGGCGCAUCCCCGCCAUGACUGACACAUUCACCGACGGCCAGAAGAUCCGACUGUUCGAGUCCGGGAGUAUGUUCCAAUAUUUGGUGGAGCAGUACGACUCGGAGCACAAGAUCAGUUACCCGGCGGGAUCCCGCGAGCACUACGAGACCAACAACUGGCUGUUCUUUCAGAACGCCGGGCUCGGCCCGAUGCAGGGCCAGGCGAACCACUUUGUGCGCUAUGCACCUGAAAAGAUCGAGUACGGCAUCAACCGAUACGUCAACGAGACUAGGAGGCUGUACGGGGUGCUGGACAAGCAUCUCCAAAGCUCAAAGUGGGGGUUCAUCGUGGGAGACCACAUCUCCAUUGCCGACAUUACCACGAUCGGAUGGGUUAUUUGGGCCGGCUGGGCUGGCGUCGACAUCGAGGAGUUCCCAACCCUGAAGAAGUGGCAGGAGAUGAUGUAUGCUAGACCAGGCGUCAAGAAAGGCUGUGACGUGCCCAAGCCCCUCAAGGUCAAGGAGUUACUCGAGGACAAGGAGCGUUUGGAGGAGUAUGCGAAAGAAUCCAGCAAAUGGAUCAUGCAGGGUAUGAAAGACGACAAAAAGAGAUAG
This is a messenger RNA of Capronia coronata CBS 617.96, 762 nucleotides long. RefSeq names its product glutathione S-transferase. The transcript has a single exon. Lineage: Eukaryota; Fungi; Ascomycota; Eurotiomycetes; Chaetothyriales; Herpotrichiellaceae. The record is from RefSeq and is a predicted model, not a curated record. The coding region runs from base 1 to 762 and encodes 253 amino acids.